AUGACCGAGAAACUAAGCGAACUUGCGUCCGAAUUUGGCUCCCCGAAAAUCAACAAGGAGCGCUUCCCUUGCUACGGCAGCUGGCACGAGUUCAGUCUCAAAUUCAACCUCCUCCGAAACGACUUCCAAAUGAAGCUCGACGAGUACUCGAAACUGGUCGAGAAGCAUGAAGAAACCAAGAGGUUUUAUUAUAAGUGUCUUGAGGGACUUCAGCCAGUAUUCAAAGCGUACGUUUUCGCCGACCCUUCGAACGAAACUCAUCGAGAAUCCACCCUGGAUAGAGCUUGGAGCCACCUGAAGCCGAACCGCGAGAAACCGAACAAGAAUGAAGAAAGCGAAGAAUCCGAAAGUGAAGUAAGCGAGAAUGGAGAACCAAGCCCACAACAACGACUUGAGGAAAUUCGACAAGAACGGAUGAAGAAAGAAUCGAGAAAGAAAAUCAUCGAGCGAUUGAAGGAGGACUACCCAGACAGAUACAAGGACUUCAAAUUCAAGGAGAAAAAGGACACCAAGAAAAAAUAUUGA
Molecule: messenger RNA, 525 nt
Organism: Oikopleura dioica
Lineage: Eukaryota; Metazoa; Chordata; Appendicularia; Copelata; Oikopleuridae
Source: the annotation of a GenBank genome assembly